Molecule: messenger RNA, 966 nt
Organism: Vicugna pacos (alpaca)
Lineage: Eukaryota; Metazoa; Chordata; Mammalia; Artiodactyla; Camelidae
Source: RefSeq, a predicted model, not a curated record
AUCCCGCUUGCCCCUCUUCCAGGCCGGGUGUACUACUUCAAUCACAUCACUAACGCCAGCCAGUGGGAGCGGCCAAGUGGCAACAGCAGUGGCGGCGGCAAAAACGGCCAAGGGGAGCCCACCAGGGUCCGCUGCUCACACCUGCUAGUCAAGCACAGCCAGUCAAGGCGGCCCUCGUCCUGGCGACAGGAGAAGAUCACCCGGACCAAGGAGGAGGCCCUGGAGCUGAUCAACGGCUACAUCCAGAAGAUCAAGUCGGGAGAAGAGGACUUUGAGUCUCUGGCCUCACAGUUCAGCGACUGCAGCUCCGCCAAGGCCAGGGGAGACCUGGGUGCCUUCAGCAGAGGUCAGAUGCAGAAGCCAUUUGAAGAUGCCUCUUUUGCGCUGCGGACGGGGGAGAUGAGUGGGCCCGUGUUCACAGAUUCCGGCAUCCACAUCAUCCUGCGCACGGAGUGAGGGGCGUGGGUGCCUGGCCCUGGCCUCCGGGGUGGGAUGGGGCGGGACAGGGUGGCUGGGCCCGCAGAUUCUGCUCCCUGCUGCCGGCAGGCCAGUGGGUACCCCUCCCUGCUGAUGUCACACGGUAUUUAUUGAUCCCAAAAUGGCUGGGAGGGGGGCUUUUCAUCACUGGGGGCUCCCUGUCCGCCCUGGUCAGGGCUGUCCCCGCCAGACUGCCCUCCCCUUUAGGAGCUGACUUUGGAAGGGCAGCAGGCUAGAGAGGCUCCCAGACUCAGGGGGUGGGGGUGACCUGUCCCAAAGAGAAGGCCUAGUUAGCUGAGCCAUCCCCUGUAGCCCCCCAGGUCCACGCUGGGGGCAGGAGGGCCUUGAGUUGUUUCUGAUAUGCCAUGUUCCUCUAUUCAAUCGCAAAAUGCAAACACUCCGCGUGGGGCCCAGGCUGCCGGCCGCUUUGGGCCCUCUCAGCGGCAGUGCAGCACCCUCCCCACCCUCGAUUAAAUCUGGAACCACUGC